AUGCAAAUAUUAUUCAUGUACGAAGGGAACAUUGUGCCUCCUCGAAAGAGGAGAAAAGAAGACAAAGAAGAGAGGAAGAAAAAGAAGAAGGAGAAGAAGAAUAUAAAGAAGAAGGAGAAGAAGAAGGAGAAGAAGGAGAAGAAGAAGGAGAAGAAGAAGAAGAAGAAGAAGAAGAAGAAGAAGAAGAAGAAGAAGAAGAAGGAGGAGGAGGAGGAGGAGGAGGAGGAGGAGGAGGAGAAGAAGAAGAAGAAGAGGAAGGAGAAGGAGAAGAAGAAGAAGGAGGAGGAGGAGGAGGAGAAGAAGAAGAAGAAGAAGAAGAAGAAGAAGAAGAAGAAGAAGAAGAAGAAGAAGAAGAAAAAGAAGAAGAAGAAGAAGAAGAAGAAGAAGAAGAAGAAGGAGAAGGAGAAGGAGAAGGAGAAGAAGGAGAAGAAGGAGAAGGAGAAGAAGGAGAAGAAGGAGAAGGAGAAGAAGGAGAAGAAGGAGGGGAGGAGAAGGAGGUGGGGGAGGAAGAGCAGAAGGAAGAAGAGGGCAACAGCAACAAAAAUGACGAUGAUAAUAAUGACAGGAAUGUGUCCUGUUUACAACCAGGCUACAAUACUCCUGAUGCCCAAGGUGUGAAGAACUCUACGUCCCCAUGGCCACCGUCCUAAUUCAUAUGCGCACCACAUCUCAAUGAAACUUUGGGUCGGCUUUCUAUUUGGCAUCUGUCUCCAGUCUCUUCUUGCCUUUUCUCCAUCCAUUCUGCGGACUGUUGUCCUAGACAUCAAUAUCACUGCCUUGCCCCUAAUCCUUCCAGGCUUCCCUUUGUAUUUCAGACUAGAUAAGAGCUCCUUAGCUUGACAUGUGCCAAAAAUCUACCAUGCCUGCCUUAUACCCCCUCCGCACCCCACCCCCCUCACUCACCUUCCAUUUCAGGAAGAGUAAAUUAGUCACUGUUCCCCAAAUGUUCCUGUUAAAUUCCUGUCCCUGUCUCUUUGCUUGCACUGGCUUGCCCUUUGUCCUCAUCUCUGAGUGCUGACACCUCAUCUGUCCUUCCAGUCCCUGGUCAAAUGCCCCCUUCCACAUUAAUACUUCUCAACUCUUUCACUCCAGCUGUGAUCAAUCUCAAAAACUCAGCAUUUCCUGCUACACUGGGCUACCUCCUUCAGUGUUCACACCAGAGCCUGUCUAUGGCAAGAGGACUCGACAACAGAAGGAAAAAGAGGAGGAGGAAGGGGAGGAGGACAGGUGUCUCUCUCUGCCAUAAUCUGGCCUUUUCUGGCUCUUCAUUCCUGCAAAGAUAUCCUAGGCCAGUUGAAUUAAAGGAGACAUGCCAAGACUUUUCCACCUUUGAGACUGUAUCACUGUGGCCUCCACCUGUAAUCUUCCUUCCCACAUAAAGACCUUCCUGUUUCUCAAGGCUCUGCUCCAGUUUACUCCUCUAUGGAGCCUUCAUGAUCCUCUGUCAUCUCUCCCUUUUCUGACCACCUCUGAUCUCACAGAGCAUUCAUUAUGCUCCUUCUUCCACUUUAUGGAUCUGAGUUUUUAUACUUGCUGGACAGAGCGUGGAGCUUUGGAAUUAGAUUUGUCAUUGGACAAGAUAGUAAACUUGCUCAGCCUCAGUUUCCCUCUCUGUAAAAUGGGGAUCCUAACACCUACCUCACAGAGUAGUUAUGAAGAUUAAAUAAGACACACUUGUGCUAGAAGCAAGGUUAGCAUCACCUGCCCAUGAAAACUCAGCCUACAAGUUACGCGUCGCUGUGAUCUUGGUAACACCUAAACAAGAUGGGCUUGACUGUGUGGCGGAGGACAAACCCUGAAACUUCCAGAGGCAGAGAGACAACAGGACCAGGUAACCUCAGGUAAAAGGCUUCUCAAGUGCCCAGUUUAGGCCUUGGGACAGCCUGGGCUUCCUUGUCACCAGGAAGCUAAAGAGAGCAACAAGGAAGUUCUCAUUGACCUGGUGAAGCUGGUCCAACAGGAGAAGCUCUGAUGGGAGACCUCAGAAGAUCUCAAGAGAUGUGAGUCAACUGUCCCCCAGUAUUCUGUGCUGGCCAGACCACUCUCAGGGAGCUUGGUUCUCUCAG
Molecule: messenger RNA, 2066 nt
Organism: Orcinus orca (killer whale)
Lineage: Eukaryota; Metazoa; Chordata; Mammalia; Artiodactyla; Delphinidae
Exons: 2
Coding region: 1-618 (205 amino acids)
Source: RefSeq, a predicted model, not a curated record